GAAAAACAGUCCACAUCUACGUUGCAUCACCAUGGUGCUCAAGUCAUGAUUCAUGACAGAUCACACAAACACAAACACAAACACAACACAACGCAACCCACUCACUCACACACUCUCUCUCUUCCACUCAGUUCACUUCACUUCACUCAUCUGCCUCAUCUACACCUCAGACAAGGGAACAUGACACAACUAAAACAACAACACCACCAAAUCUAAAUCCAGAUCCACCAUCAUUGAACUUCAACUUCAACUUCAACUUCAACUUGAACAAGAACUAGUUACAUUACAUACAUAGAUAAACAUAGAAAGACAGAGAUUAAUUAACAAACAUUAUGCCUUCUCAAUCUCAUAAUUGCAUUUUACUUCCCCAAAUUACCCUCACAUUUAUGCUAUAUUUACUAAUCUUAUCCCCAACACCAUCCCUCUCCCUCAACAUCACCGCUCUCCUCUCAACCUUCCCCGACUUAUCCCAAUUCACCGCCCUCCUCUCCGCCGCAACUCCCCUCACCACCGAACUCUCCCACCGCACUUCCCUCUCUCUCCUCGCCGUCCCAAACUCCUUCCUCUCUACCGACCCUCACCUCUCCCACCACCAACUUUCCUCCUCCGCCCUCACCGACGUCCUCCGCUACCACGUUCUCCUCCAAUUUCUCUCAUGGUCCGACCUCCACUCCCUCCCUCCCUCCGGAAAACUCGUCACCACUCUCUUCCAAACUACCGGCCGCGCUACAAACAAUUUCGGCUCCGUUAACAUCACACACGACCCUCAUACCGACGCCGUUUCGAUCCGUUCACCUGCACCUUAUUCUUCUUCAAACGCAACCGUUAUCGAACUUAUCAAAACCCUACCUUACAACGUUACAAUCUUCACCGUUAGUUCUCUCUUAAUCCCUUAUGGUUUUGAUCUCAUGGCAUCGGAAACUCGUCCUAGCAUACUUCUAAACAUUACUAAAACUUUAAUCGAAGCUCAUAAUUUCAAUGUCGCUGCUUCAAUGCUUUCUGCUUCCGGCGUCGUUAAUGAAUUCGAAGCCGGUGAAGGCGGCGCCGGAAUCACGAUGUUUAUUCCCGUCGAUGACGCUUUCGCCGAUCUACCUCCCUCCGUUUCGUUACAAUCACUUCCGGCGGAUAAAAAAGCCGUUGUUCUCAAAAACCACGUUCUCCGUGCUUAUUACCCUCUUGGUUCACUUCAAUCCACUUCGAAUCCAUUGCAGCCUACACUCGCCACUGAAACCAUGGGCGCCGGAAGCUUCACGCUCAACAUUUCUAGGUUUAACGGCUCCGUCGCGAUUAAUACCGGCAUUGUUCAAGCUUUAAUUACUCAGACGGUGUUUGAUCAGAAUCCUAUAGCGAUUUUCGGCGUUUCUAAGGUUUUGUUACCAAAAGAGAUUUUUGGAAAGAAUCCAAUUGUGUCUGCGAAAUCGCCUCCGGAAAGUGGUGCUCCUCCUUCGUAUGAUGACACUCUUUGGAGAAUUCACCGGGGAUUGAUGGCCAGCCGUCACACCUUUCUUCCCCGCCGGGGUUCGGAGUAGAUGUGAGCUCAGUUGACGCCGCCGGUGUUUAUGGUUCUGAGUUAUUUGUUUUUCUUCUUUGUUGUAUAAAUUUGUAUUUAAUGAUAUAAAGAGUAAAUUGUUUUUCCUCAUUGUUGUUAUUAUUAUUUUUUUGUGGGGUUUUGUUUUGAUUUUCUCCACCUUGUGUACACGCUUAAUUGCAUUAUUAUUAAUUAUUGGCUUGCAAAUGCAGCCUCUUUUUUACUGCC
Molecule: messenger RNA, 1756 nt
Organism: Cicer arietinum (chickpea)
Lineage: Eukaryota; Viridiplantae; Streptophyta; Magnoliopsida; Fabales; Fabaceae
Source: RefSeq, a predicted model, not a curated record